This is a messenger RNA of Rotaria sp. Silwood2, 210 nucleotides long. NCBI's taxonomy places the organism in Eukaryota, Metazoa, Rotifera, Eurotatoria, Philodinida, Philodinidae. The record is from the annotation of a GenBank genome assembly.
AUGCAAGGAAGUUAUUUCGGUAAAGCUCCAUUUCUUAUUGAUCCAGUAACAGCAAUCAAAGCAAUGACAGCAGGUAAAUUGAUUGAUGUUGAAUUUGUGAACGGUUGUAAAAUAAAGGAUCCCGAUAAGAGUGGUUUUUCAGCGGUUAUUGAAUUGGCUAGAUUGGCCGGUAUUCUUAAUAUUCUUUGGUGGCCUAGAUCAAUCGAUUGA